CGUCUGUGGCAACAGCAAGUGCGAUGUGUCAAUUAGCAAAGAAGUUAACGGAUUAGACAACUAUAUUCAAGUAAAAUGAUUCAACCAGAGUAGAAUCUCUUACGUGAUUUAUGUUUUCGUUUUCAAUUUGAAUGCUAAUUAUUUGGAAUAUCUUGUUUUGCAAUGUAUUACUAAGAAAAAGAUGCAAUGGGUGGGGUAGAUGGUCAACUACAAAUUGACACAAAGCUUCAUGAGGCUGUGAGGUUCUCUCAGAUUGAGGAUGUAAGGAUCGCCCUCCAGCAAGGUUAUGAUCCCAAUCUGAUCGGAGUGUAUAUGUGGAGUCCCCUUCACGAGGCUGCAUAUAAUGGAGACAAGGAAAUUCUCAAGUUGCUAUUACAAAGAAAAGGUGAUCCAAACAAGAAAGAUUAUCAAAGGGGACGUACAGCGACACACUAUGCAGCAGAAAACGGCCACAUUGAGUGCCUUAAAUUGCUGAUAAACGCUGGGGCCAGGUACGAUAUAAGGGAUGAGGAUGACAAAGAUUGUCUUGAUGUUGUCACUCCUGGUGGACGCAAAAUUCUCGAAAGAUUAAAAAUGAAGGAUUUAAUGUUAAACCCUGAUGAUGAUAAAGAUGAAGGAAUCUCAACCGACCGGUCACAUGACCUAACAUCUUUAUCUUCCAGUAGAAGAUCAUCAGUCAUUUCUGAGCAAGAAGAUGGUCCAGUGUUAGGUCAUAUUCACCUGUCUGUGGAGUACCAUGCAGCAAAGGGGUCAUUGAAAAUACGUGUAUGGCAGCUCUCAGAUCUACUUCUUCCACCUCCAAAUACCUCAAUGAUUCAUUCAAUUUAUGUGAAGAGCUACCUUCAGCCUGACAAGAAACGUGAAACAAAGCGUAAAACUGAAGAAGUCAAAGUGGACUCCUCCAAAGGUUCUAUUCAUUGGAAGAAGAAGAAAGAUAUUAGCGUUAAACAUGUAUUUACACCUGCAAACUUUAAGUUUAGUCAGCCUUUAGAAUACUCAGGAAUAACACAUGAUGUUGUCAAAGAAAAACAGCUAGAAAUUGAGGUAUGUGUAACACAGCGUUACUCUCACCGAAGUUUCCUUAUUGGAAUGAUACGUAUGUCGUUAAAAUCUGCCGUGAAGAAAUUGAAAAGGGAAAGAUUAGUAAUAAUUCCAUGUAUGAACCACACAAUUCCUUCUAGCAUGAAGGUAUAUUGUGCAUCCGAACUGGACAUUGUGAAUAAUUCUCCAGGUGGAAAUUACUUCUUUAGUAGCCCAAAUGUGAGAAUUGUGCUUCCAGAGGAUACAGAUGAUUCAUCUGAAAAAGCUGCUAGUAACCCAGAUUUGCAACCAUGGAAACAUCACUCUCCAUCUGUGGAAGUAGAUAUGAACCAAAAGUUUGAAUUUGUGCCAAAUGUUCCUAAAUUGGAUUUGAAUAUAACACCCUUAGAUGAGAGUGGAUAUUCUAGUGAGUUUCAUGUAUCAUUGCAAGGUGAGCUAGAAAGCCCAGAUUCUGACAGUUAUAAAAAUAGUUUUGUAAGGUUACAUGAGAAAAGUGUAGGUAUUCCAAAAGUUCACGAUCCAUUGAGGAAAAUGAAGCCCGUCCAAGUACUAGAAAAUAUUAAAGAGCACAAUUUAAGAAAUACUGAAACUAAUUUAGUUGGUAAGUCAGAUGUUAAACUAGAAAUAACUGACUUUGAUGAUACUGAUUUAGGUGAAGUUCUUGUUGAAAGUGGUAAAAAAAGUAAUAAAGAAGUGGAGGAAUCUAAAAAACAAACAACAAAAUGUGGUAAAAAAUCAGACAAAGAUUCAGGUUCGAGACCUGAAACCCCUACAUGGGAUUAUUAUGAUAUUCCAACAGAAGUAGUUUCUCAGGAAGUGGAACAGUCCAUUACACCUUGGAAGGAAGGUGCAGCACCUGUUGUGUUGCCAAUGGAAACGACACUAGGAUUAGCAAAUACCAAAGAUCAAAAUGUAAGGCAGUUAAACAAAAGUGACAAAUCUGUCCGCCAUUCGAAGAAAAAAUCAAAUAAACCAAUUCCUGGAAAGGCUGUCCCACUAAUUCCAAGUAUUGUUGUUACAAAUGCUGAACAAUGUAGAGAAACAAAAAUAGCAAUACCAAGUGAAAUUUUAAGGGAAGUGAAAGAUAAUGAUGUUAAUAAUUCUGAAGAAAUUAAAAUAUCUGUUGAUUCUGAUAAAGGGGCUAGACCCAAAACAAAGUCAUUGCUGAAAAAAGUUGACAGAAAGAUGUUUAUUAAUGUUGGUAAAACAAUAAGUAAAGAUAGGAAAGGAAAUUCUGAGGUUGAAAUGUCAGAAAACAACGAACAAAGAAAUAAUGAACAUAACCGUCCGAAAUCAAAACCAAAGUUAAGGAAAUUGAAAAAAUCACAAGAGAUGGAUUCAAAAGGUGUUUAUAAUGAUAAUGAGGAAUUUAAAAAGGUGAAGGUGCCUCCUUUAGAUUUUUCAGGUAAAAAUACUGAACCAGUCCAAACAGGAAGUUAUCAGCAGACUGGUACCUCUGUAGUUUUAGACAUGGACAAGCUUUCAUUGUCAGCAGCCAGUGCUCAUGUUGUGGAAGUAAUAGAGGAUGACAUUAGUAUAACAGAGCUUGAUGAAGGUGAUCAGUUAUUUACAGACAGGUCGGAGGUUUCUGUUUCAGCAUUUACAGAUAUUGAAAGUGGAUUAGGAGAUUACCAUAUUCCGGAACGAGUGUCUCCAACCAAGUAUAUGAUACCAAUGCAGGUAUAUGAUGUUGAUGACACUAGUUGUGAUGAGUCAAUAGCUACAGAUAGGUCAUAUGUUCCCACUACUGUUUUAUGAAAAUCUUAGUUAACUAGUAUGGUAAAUUUUCUUGCCAUUGAUAAUUUCCUUCCUCUUUUGACUCUACAAUAAUAGUCUUCCUCAUGUAAUAUAUUAAUGUAGAAUCUAUAUAAGAUAUACAUUUCUAAAGUCUUACAUUUGUAUUUUGAUAUUUGAAGUCUCUAGGGCCAAGUAGUUAAUGUUUAUAAUUACCAAUCACUUGCCUCUCACUUCUGCCAGGGAUUUGGAAUUCAUUUUUAAGCUAUUUUAAUUUAAGGUAGGUUAUGACAGGUUAAAGGGAUUUCAUUGAGGUUUUUUUUUUGACAUAUCAGGACUGGAAAUGAUUUUACGAAAGUAAUGUUCCAUUUGAUGUAGGACCAUUAAAUUUCAGAUUUUGAUUUGCUGACUCCCUUUUUCCAGAUUAAUUAAGUAUUAUAAUUGUGAAAAAUGACCCAAAUUAAAAAGCGGUUUUCACUCAAAAUCAGACUGAGAAUAGCACAAGAAUAUAAUUUUCAAUUUAUUUCAAAGCUUAUCUUUUGCAUAUCUUUCUGUUUUAAGAUCCCUUGUUGAUCUGUGUAAGGAAUUCAAAUUCAAUUUUUAAGGCUUUUGGACCAUACAGUAGUGGAGUUCCUUUAAAGGUUCUUUUUCAUUCCUUGUUUGUCUCCCUGAAACAAUACAUGGGGAGGCAACAUUAUUCUGUGACUAAACAAACUCAGAUAAAAAUAAUACUAAUAGUAUGUUUAGAUUUGACUUUGAAAUAUUCUGUUUAAAAUGAGGUUGUAUAACAUUAGUAUGAAACCAGUCAUUUGUGUCCCCUCCCUUCCUGUGCACAACCUUAGGAGAAAUGCAGGGAUUCGACCUAUAGACUAGUCAAGCCUUGGUCAAAACUCAGAUAUUACUUCUGCUGAUAUACCUUUAAUACAGAUUUGAUUAUAUCCCUGGCCCGCCCCUGUUUGUGUGCACAAGAAAAUUUGCUUCAUUUUUUUCUACGGUUAUGCAGGGAUGCUCGAAAAGAAAAGGGGAAAGGGAGGGGGAGGGGUUUCAAGGACGUCUUGUUCUCUAUUUACGCAUACAUUCUUCACUGCAUUUAUAAUCAUAUUCUAAUUCAACUGUGCCUUAUAUUUGUUUAUAUAGUUAUUUUGUUAUAUCUUACAUAUUUGAAUAAUAUUUCAAAUUAAUAUGCAUUUAUUUCUCAUUAAACAUUUUACUAAUAUACACCUCCGUUGAUCGGAAUGCUCAUAGUCAUUAGUAAUAUAUUUUGCUACUACUACAAGUUGUUAAAGUUUAUAAAGUGUACAAAGUGUCUUAGGUUAGAGAUCUGACUAGUUUUUAUUGAAAUUUAAUAAACCUAACAUUUUUUUUAUUUUUUACAUAGAUAUGUUUAGAUUUAAAUAGUUCGCACAAUGUAUUAGUUUAGGAAAGAACUUAUUAGAUCUAAUUUACUUGCAAGAUUUAAUAUUAGAUGAAAAUUUAAAGUUACAUGUAGCAGAUAGUAAAGAGCCUUGUCAAACUGCAGUGAUAUGGGGCUGACAUGCCUCUACUCAAGUGGCAAAUAUUAUAAAUCUUGGUUCCAGCAUUCAUUAGGCUAAGACAUGUAGAGUUUAUAU
Ruditapes philippinarum (Manila clam) is the source of this 4385-nucleotide messenger RNA. RefSeq lists its product as uncharacterized. The transcript is spliced from 6 exons. Gene Ontology annotation, molecular function: protein binding. The record is from RefSeq and is a predicted model, not a curated record. Lineage: Eukaryota; Metazoa; Mollusca; Bivalvia; Venerida; Veneridae. The coding region runs from base 187 to 2799 and encodes 870 amino acids.